AUAAAGUUUCGGAAUAUAUUCCUGAAAGUCAGAAUACACAAAAAGAUAAACAGAAAUACUGAUGUCCGAUGGGUUAAAAAGGGGAUCUCAUAAAAAGCUAAAAAUAGAGGUCAAAAGUAGAUUAAUAGUUGCCAUCAUGUAAUUUUAAUUUCCUCAGUCAUAUGAUGUGGCUAGUGAAGAGAAAGAUGCAACAAGUAUGAGAAUAACUGUUGAUGACAAUACUACCACUGCUCGCUACUGAGUAGAUCAUAAUGUUAAUAGUAUUGGUGCUACAAUGCUCAAUAUCAAUAUAAUACUGAUGACCAUUAACAGCCAUUAAGUAAAAAAGUAAACUCGAUUUAUGUCUUUUUAGAGAACAAGGCCUGAGGCUAAGCAACAUUGACCUUACCGAAACAUUACCAAGUCAUUCUUAAUUGAAUUGAAUAAGGGUGAAAAUAAAGUCAUCGUGGUUAUUGAAACUAAAUUAUGAACUAUUAAAACGAAAAUAAUUCUAACUGAAAAAUUAAAGAAAAAUAACCUAUGUGAUAUUUCAAGCAUCGAUAUGUCGCUGCAAGUAAAUUGGAAUAAUGGACUGACAUUUCAAAAAUACUGGCUUUCAUUUUUACUUUUCAUUACAGGAAUUCUGUGUGUAUUUUACAUUAUUAGAAGCAAUGAUGAUUUAUUUAUUUUAAAUCUAUAUAUCAAAAUGAAUGCAUCUAUCAACAACAGGAGUUUUGACACAGUAGAUCAGGGUAAUGGAGUACUAGUACAGCCAAAUCACUCGUUAAUGGAGAAAUUAACAGAAGGAGAAUGGAUCCCUAAAGAAGUAUCUCAAUCAUAUGAAGAAGCUGUAGAAGAAACUCUAGCAUCAUUGAGGCGUGAUAAAAAUAUUGAAAUGCAAACAAUAAGUGCAAGAGGAGGUUGUGGGAGACUUAUGGGAAGGAAAUACACAACAAUUUGUGAUCCUCAUGGAAAAUACCCAUGUUGUUUUAAAGGGAGAUGUGCAAAGGCCUCUAUUGAGGACUGUAAAUGUGAUAAAUGUCUGGAUGAAAGGACCAAAAUCCAUCCAGAGUUUCAUACAUGGACUCCCUAUAAUAUAACAUUGCAUACAUUUCCACCUAAGGAUAUGUGUUUGAUGUUCCAUCGUUUAAACAUAUCGUUAUUCUAUUCUCUGGGGGAUUCACUAUCUAGGGGUGUAUGUGAAGGGGCAUGGAAGAUCAUGGAACCUUUACGAACAACCCCCUUGGAUAUAAGACCUCAAGAUCAAUAUGGUCCAGAUAACUAUAAAUGUGAGGAUAUUUUCCACUUGAGGGGACAUCGCUUGUACCACACAAAACUUGCUGGAUUUGAAGUAUGCAACACAACGAAUAUCUAUUGGUCUCUAUCAAUAAAAGUUGAAGAAGGAACUCCAGCUGAAAAGGCACAUCUGUUCGAGUUAUUAAAUACAACAUACCCAGGAGACGUUGUCCUCCUUAUGAACAUGGCCCUCCACAUAGGCCUACAGCUAAGAAAAGUACAGACUUUCAUCAAGACAAUACUUACACAUAUACAAAAUACAUACACAGAUAGGAAGUUCUAUAUCAUCUUUUUCCCACCUUACACUCCUGGAUUACAUAAAGCUAGAAGAUAUAAAAAACAACAAAAGGGCCCAACAAUGGAUUUUACGAUCAAUAUGAAAAAGUAUGUUAUGGAUAAUAACGUGAGGUUGACUUACUUAAAUCCUCAAAUGCUUGUGAAACAUUUAAUUAGCUAUGAUGGGACACAUUACACACAGGGACUGAAUGAGGCCAUGUUUCAAAUUAUCAUGAAUUAUCUGAACUACUCACAAAUGUGAUACUAUAUUUGAAUAUAGUACCUAUUGCCAUGUAUUAGCUAUGAUGGGACACAUUACACACAGGGUCUAAAUAAGGCCAUGUUUCAAAUUAUCAUGAAUUACUUGAAC
This is a messenger RNA of Owenia fusiformis, 1921 nucleotides long. The record is from the annotation of a GenBank genome assembly. Lineage: Eukaryota; Metazoa; Annelida; Polychaeta; Sabellida; Oweniidae.